AUUAUAUUUUUCCCAGGGUUAUAAGCAGAAAGAUGUUGCCGUGGUAACCCAGGCCCCUCUUCCCAACACUGUCUUGGACCUCUGGCGUCUGGUUUAUGACUACCAGAUGACCAGCAUCGUCAUGCUGAAUGCAAUGGACCUCAGUGAUUCCAGUUGUCCCCAGUACUGGCCAGAUGAAGGCAGCCAGGACCAUGGUCUGUUCACUGUGACUGUUGCCAAUGUAGUCAAAUUUGACGGUUACAAUGUCAAACUGAUGAAGCUGGAACACCGGCGCCAGAAGAGGUCGCAGUAUUUGAAGCACUACCAAGUAACUGAUUGGCCAGUGAAUCAGGAGAUGCCCAAGUCACCAAGCACGCUGCUCCAUCUCAUCUUGACUGUAGAGAAGGAGAAAGAGAAAGGAAAACACUCACCGAUCCUUGUCCACUGCAUAGACGGCCUAAACCGCAGCGGUGUUUUCUGCGUCCUGAAGAAUUCCCUGGAUAGGCUGCAUCAAGACGACACGGUGGACAUCAUGCAGACCACCAAGGUCUUGCGACUGAAUCGCCCCAACAUGCUCAACGACCUGAACCUUUACCGUUUCUGCUACGACGCCAUGCUGGCCUACGUGAGUAAUCCCGACGAGUUCAGGGUAGACAUCAUGCCGCAACCAGUCUAUGAAAAUAUGCCCGCCAAGCAAGAGGAGAAGGCAACACCAGAGGAGAGCAUCUACCAGAAUGUAGAGAAGCCUCCAGAAUCCAGCGAGGCUUGAAGGUGAAACAUGCUGACAAAGCCAGAGGGGGAAUGGGAGAGAUACAGUCUGUGGGAGGGGGAUG
Messenger RNA from Acanthaster planci (crown-of-thorns starfish), 812 nucleotides. Its product is annotated as receptor-type tyrosine-protein phosphatase epsilon-like. Gene Ontology annotation, biological process: protein dephosphorylation. NCBI's taxonomy places the organism in Eukaryota, Metazoa, Echinodermata, Asteroidea, Valvatida, Acanthasteridae. The record is from RefSeq and is a predicted model, not a curated record. Gene Ontology annotation, molecular function: protein tyrosine phosphatase activity.